GCCGCUACGGAAUUAUUUGGGUUGCCUCUCAAGCAUUACGAGGUCACCGUCUCCGCUUGCCGCUACGUGGUGUUCUUCCUUCAACGUGAACCGGAGGCGUAAAUUCCGCUUUGCUCCUCCAGUACAACGAACGCCUACUGCCGAGGGACAAAUGCCACGUUUGUCCCUCUUUCACGCUGGUGAAAGGAAGCGGUUCAUUGCCUUCCGUCGCUUUCCAACGUGCAGCGCUGUCGCCGCGUUGCGCAGGCAACCACAUGUUAGGCUCGCACCCUUGCUGAAGACGUCCGCUCUGUCCGACACGUGGACAGGACGCUGCUUUUGCUUCACCCUGCCAGGCAGCACCCGUCACACGCUCAACCAAGAUGCGUCGUUAGCAUUCGAUGAGGAAUCAAACUCCCACGAUCCAUCCACGGAGACGCCACGACGAGGGGUAAAUACGAAACAACUCGUGGAGUCCCUUGAGCAGGUCAACCAACUCCAAUCCCGUUUAUUGCUUCAGUUUGUGAACUUGCCACUUGAUCGGCGAGUGCUCUACCGCGACCAUCUCCUGCAAGAAUCGGUGACCCGCUAUCAAAAAGGACUGAGAAACGUUUUCCUCGCGCUGCAACGGCACGUGGGGAAUUCCGCAGCCGCGCAAAACGGAUUUCCUCCGUUGACGCGUGCGAUGCUGCAAAGCAUGAAGACUGCGUGGCUUACGCUGAAAGGCCUAUCGCCCACACCACCCAAAGACGCCGCGUUGAAAGGCGCGCACUUGGAAGAAAUUCGCUCCUUUUAUUCCGCCUUGUUGUGUUCCGGCCUGCCUACCCGUGAACGCGAUGUGGGACUGGUGCUGGAGGAGUUGCAAAGCAGCGAGCUGCUCGAGCCCAGUGCGAGUUUUUACGAAUCCGUAUUCAUUGCAUCGUGGACCUUAACGGAUGUGCAGCGACCGCCAGCCGUAGGAGAGGCGACGAGGACGGCGUCGACAACAGCUCGCGACACCACUUCUUUCUCGUCCGUAUCGCCAGAUCUCGUCGUCGGUGAAGCCAAACAACUGCGACGUGACCUCGCCGGCGACCUCGCUUGCCACUACAUGGGUCACGCCUUGGCUCAGCCGGUGAGUUUCUCGGCGCAGCACCACGCCGCGGUGCGCAGAGAAACGUGGGAGGUUUUCUUCUGCACCUUCGCCAACACGCAGCCCGCGCCAAAGCUGAUGGACCUUUGGUGGACGCGGUUUCUGGAGUGGGCGGACAAUCAACAAGCGGCACAGCAAUCGGAUCAUCCAGUGGAAAGCAGAACGACUAGCACAAGCGAUCUCGGCGUGGUGUCAGCACCCAGCGCUCCUCUGCCCUAUCAAGCAGUGCAUGCAGUCUUGGCGUGGUGUGCGCAGUCACGCGACAUAGAGCGCGCUUUAAAGUACUUCAACGCGGUAAACCAGCGCGGUGUCACGCUGCACGCCAGCACCAACUCCGGCUCCACCCUCCCCCUCACGCUGGCUGAUAGCUUCCGUCGUCCUGGCAGCUUAACCGCCAAGUCCACCAGCGCCAUCGUGCAAGAGUUGCAGCUGGCGCUCUUGGUGAAGCUAAUGGCGAGCACCAAGUCGGUAAAGCUGGACGGCGGACUGCGUGCAUUGGUGGUGCGGGACGUGCAGCGGCAAGUUGACCCGGCGGUGUUGUACGCGGCUCCAUGGGGGGUGCUGAACGACUUACUCUCUGGACUGUCUGUGCCGAGUGCCAUGCAACUGCUGCGGCGUUGCUCUCUCGUUACCUCGGAUUGCGCAACAGACGAGCAGGGUGCCGCAGACGGCGCUCCUGAUGAGGCUGCGGAGAAGAAAGCCAGCGGCGUCGACAAGAAAAACGGGCGGGAAAUACCCUUCUACAUUUGGGCCUCCUUGCUGCGUCGCUGCUGCCGGGAGCACCUGCAAGACCAAGCCGAAUCGCUCUUUCUCUUUCUUCGCCGCCAGUUCCGCCUCUCCGUGGCGGAGAAGCGAGAGCUGAUCGAAAUUGUUAUGCGGAUGUACACCACCAUGCAGCCAUCCGACUUCCCGUCGGCGUUGGACUUGUUUUUACAGCAUAUCCUGCGCACACCGCCAGACGAACCGGCCGUUCAGCCAGACGGCGUGCUUUACGAACUCCUCAUCAAAGCGGCCGACUCCCGCAAUGCGUCCAUGAUGCUCUUCUUGGAAGCCUGCGCGAACGGGGUGACGUUGACGGCGGAGUUGUUCGAGGCGCUGAUGAACUCCACGCAGUUGAAGACCGUCGCGUCGCUGAGCCGCAAGCUUCCGCACGACUACGCCAGCUCGUCCUUGGAUGCACAACUGAAGAUCCCGGCAGAGGCGGAUGCGCACCUGCGCCGCGAAGAAGCCCUGCGAGCCCGUGGCAAGCCGCUGUACGACUCAACCGGGGACGCCGGAUAA
This is a messenger RNA of Leptomonas pyrrhocoris, 2392 nucleotides long. RefSeq lists its product as hypothetical. The coding region runs from base 152 to 2392 and encodes 746 amino acids. The record is from RefSeq and is a predicted model, not a curated record. The transcript has a single exon. NCBI's taxonomy places the organism in Eukaryota, Euglenozoa, Kinetoplastea, Trypanosomatida, Trypanosomatidae.